AUGUCCAACCGCGCGAUGGAGCCUGGAGCUCCAAACGCAAUUCCUGUCCUCUCUGUCCCGGCAGAAAUAUGGAUCGAUAUCGCGGGCCACCUCGGCUGGCAUUGCCAAUUCGAGCAGAGCUGCGGGUGUAAGAGGCAGCAUGUCUACGGUCGUGGCCAGCGAACCGGUCUCAAGAACCUAUGCCUGGUGUCGCAAACAUUCAGGGCAGUUUUCCAACCUUUCCUUUAUCACCAACUCAAUGUCAGGUUUGUGGUUUCGCUUGGUAACAGGGAGACAUUUCCUGUCGGUGGUCCCAACAGGAUCAAGAACCUUGUUUGGACUCUUUCAGAGCGUCCUGAUCUUGCAGAGCACGUGAAGAGCUUGACCUUCUGUGUACAGUCGAGUAACAUUGUUGCAGCAAGUAAGGUGAUGCAUUUCGUAGGGCAGUUUCCUCCGCUACCCAACCUUGCCCACCUACGAUGGCCUUCCGAUCUGGAAUUGAACCCUGGCGAGACCUUUGCCAAUCAGAAGUGGGAAAAGCUCGAGAGCCUCCAUGUAGGCAACACAUGCGAUCGCGACGGGUGGAAUUCGAAACCUCGGUCAGGCGUCUUUGAGGACCUGGGAGAACUGUACGCGAAGAGCUCUACGAUCACGGCGCUCACGUUCAGACAAAAUUUCGGAGUCAAGCUCGACGAUUCCGGAAUUUGGCGGCUACGCAACGUCACCAAGGUCCACAUGAUUGAUCCAAUGAUUAGCAGUGUCGAGUUGACCCACGUUUUGAAGGGGCUCGUCUCCCUUCAGCACUUUCGAUGGGCUUGCACGGGAGAAAUGAUCGAGUGCGAUGCUUGGCGUGCCUAUCGCGGCCGGGGACAAGCUGUACUCCCGUCUGUACAUGAUCAUCACGGAGUGAAUGCAAACCACUACUGGCCUUAUGUGAGCGACUUGCUCGAAGCCCUGAGUCCGCACCACGGCAGGCUAGAGACCCUCGAUAUCAAUGCCCCCCAGUUUUACAUCUCGCAGCAGCACAUCUCCCGCGGCCAGCGCACCUUUUCCAAGUUCGCCCGCAGCUCCCUCAAGCAGUUCGAAAGCCUCCGGAGCCUCAAGAUAGGCAUCACAUCGAUCUAUCCCUGCGUUCUGCGUCAUUUCUCUUCCACGGCGCGCCUGCCAGAGAUGUGGCAGCCCUAUAUGCAUCGGGACGGGUUCAGCAGCGGCAAAGACAGCAGCAUGUACGCCACCAGCCUGUAUGUCGACGGGCUCCCUCCUCUCCUCGAGGAGCUGACCAUUUCGGAAUACGAGGUGGUCCCAGCCUCCGAGAUGAUAGGCGAGGACCUGCACGGACUUGCGUCGGCAAAGAAGCAGCACCUGCCGAAUCUUCGCAAAGUCACUGUCUCGUUCGUCGACUCGCUGCAAAGCAUCCCGGACGACGUCUUUGGAGCCAAGCCGGCAUUGGCAGAAUUGGGUGUCGAGCUGGUUGCGAACAAGAUCAGUCCCACGUUGAGGGAAUUUUGGCCAGGAAACGAGGACGUGGAAAGAAGUCCUGACGAGUUCACGUGGGCCGAGUAUCAAGCAGCGCAUUUAAUUCUGAACAACGGCGGAAAUGUGAACUCGGUUCGAGACGUGCUUGAGGAUAUAAGGAUCUACGAGCCCGAGGCGGGUCGAGCGGCAGAGGUCUACUUGCAGGCACAAAUGGCAACCGACAUUGUCUGGGGAGGAAAUUAG
Molecule: messenger RNA, 1698 nt
Organism: Pyricularia oryzae 70-15
Lineage: Eukaryota; Fungi; Ascomycota; Sordariomycetes; Magnaporthales; Pyriculariaceae
Exons: 1
Coding region: 1-1698 (565 amino acids)
Source: RefSeq, a predicted model, not a curated record